This is a messenger RNA of Diachasma alloeum, 1401 nucleotides long. Its product is annotated as metallo-beta-lactamase domain-containing protein 1. The transcript is spliced from 3 exons. The record is from RefSeq and is a predicted model, not a curated record. NCBI's taxonomy places the organism in Eukaryota, Metazoa, Arthropoda, Insecta, Hymenoptera, Braconidae. The coding region runs from base 651 to 1331 and encodes 226 amino acids.
CAUUUAUUUACUUAUUUAGGUAUUUAUUUAUUUAUUGUAGACCCAUCCUGAUAGAUCAAACCCAAAGUUAACAUUGGGACAACUCUGGGUUUAUGGAAAACAUCGAAAUUUCUCAGACACCGAAAAAUUCUGAAUUUAGAUUGAAAAAAGAGUAAAAAAAAUUUGAAUAUUUUGAAAGAGCGUUUUUAAUUAAUAUUGAGGACUGAGGAGUUAUUGCGAUAGAAUAAUGAGUGAUAUUUUUCAUUAUAUGAAUAAUGAAUAAUUAUCGUGGCAAAACGAGAAAUGAUGAUUCCUCGACCUUUCUGAAUGCAUCAGCCCUGUCCAUUUGUCAUUUUUCAAUACCACGAGGUUACUGUACCUCAUUCAUAAUUUAGAACUUGUUCUGUCGAAGAAAAAUGAAGAAAAUUAAAAAAUUUGUGACUCACCAAUUUCAUUCUCCCGAAAUUAUAUCCACAUUCAUUAGUUCAACUAAUUAUCAAGGUUUUCUCGAAGAAAACUAGUUCACAAACACAACAUGACACAACUGGGCACAACGUCAACAACUCUUUUUGAACAUAACCUCGAAUUCCACACGUCGUUCUCUUCCACCGGUGAAUGUCCCGCUUGUUAGACCCAAAUCGAUCACGAGUAGAUUUUCACGGAAAGAAAUCAUGUCUGAGGUGAUUGUUCUGUUCGAGGGGUACUCCAACAAGCUGGAUAAAGAGAGAAUGGAGGCCAAUUGCUCCUGCGUGCUCAUCAAAGGGCCCAAAACCGUUAUUGUUGACACUAUGACAGCCUGGGAUAAAGACAGAAUAAUCGAUGCUCUAGCUCGUCAUGAUGUGGAGCCAGAGGACAUUGAUUUCGUUGUUUGCACACACGGUCAUGCCGAUCACAUUGGCAACAACAAUUUGUUCCUCAAGGCAGAGCAUAUCGUCGGAUCCUGCGUCCACAAGGGCUCAAUCUUCUAUGAAAAGCAUUUGCAGGGGGCCGAACACCAACUUUGUGAGGGAGUAAAAGUCCUCCGGACCCCUGGCCACACCUACGACGACGUCUCAGUCAUCGUAGAGAGCACUGUUGACGCUGAGAAGGUGACGAUAGCCGUCGCUGGGGAUCUCUUCGAGAAGGAAGCUGACCUGGAAAACCCGGAGAUGUGGCAGAACCUCGGGGUCCCAGAGCUGAGGAAAACGCAGGCUGAGAACCGAUUCCUGGUGAUCAUGCUGGCUGAUUACAUUGUACCUGGCCAUGGGAAGAUGUUCAAGGUCACUGAGAAGAUGAGAAGACUCGCCGAGUAUCAGAUUCCAGUUGAUUUGAACGAGUCUACUCAUGCCUGGAGAAACAGUACCAUCGGUUGAGGCUUUUUCCUAAAUUUUUUUAUUAGAAAAUAAUAUAUAACGCUUUGUUACCAUUAAUUUGUUCAGAAUG